ACACUUAAAUAGAUCAAACAAACACUCCACAUUCUCAAAAUCAUAUUUUCUUAUCGCAUAAAGAUAAAGAAAGAAGAAGAUGGCAGCUUCGUGCAACUCUUCCAAGUCAUUCAUGAUGGCGGUAGUGAUGGUGGCGCUGGUCCUGGUGGUGGCAGCAACGGUGGUGGAUGGACAGAGCUGCAAUGCACAGCUGAGUGGACUGAACGUGUGUGGUGAGUUUGUGGUUCCCGGAGCUGACAGGACCAACCCGAGUGCUGAGUGUUGCAAUGCUCUUGAGGCAGUGCCAAAUGAAUGCCUUUGCAACACGUUUCGCAUUGCCUCUAGGCUUCCCUCUCGUUGCAACAUCCCUACACUUUCAUGCAGUUGAUAUGGAUCCUCCCAUAUAAAUUCUAGGCGCUAUAUAUUUGAUCAGAAGCAUGGAUGGAAAUAAAGGAGAUGGAUAUCUAAGAAUAAAAAAACUCAAAGUUUGAGUUGUUGUUUUUCUUUUCUUUCUUUGGUUUUUUUUCGUUAUUGUAAAACCAAUGGAUUUCGAAUAAAAAUGAAUAAUACUGAACUGAAAUUAUAAAUGA
Molecule: messenger RNA, 569 nt
Organism: Arabidopsis lyrata subsp. lyrata
Lineage: Eukaryota; Viridiplantae; Streptophyta; Magnoliopsida; Brassicales; Brassicaceae
Product: protein 108
Exons: 2
Coding region: 80-367 (95 amino acids)
Source: RefSeq, a predicted model, not a curated record